Cyprinus carpio (common carp) is the source of this 3328-nucleotide messenger RNA. RefSeq lists its product as uncharacterized. The coding region runs from base 158 to 3328 and encodes 1056 amino acids. NCBI's taxonomy places the organism in Eukaryota, Metazoa, Chordata, Actinopteri, Cypriniformes, Cyprinidae. The record is from RefSeq and is a predicted model, not a curated record. The transcript has a single exon.
AGAUAGCGGACAGCUCGGAGAGACGGCAAUCGUUGCAGUAAAGGUUAGCACCCUGAGCUGCAGCUCCCGUGAGGGGGCAACCACAUCUUGCUACAGAAAACCCUACAGAAAGAUACCCCCAGGGGUGCCGAGAGGGGGGGUGAGCACCCCAAAACGGAUGGAUUUCACAGUACCUGAUAUACGCAAUGGUUUUUCGACGACGACAGCAACCUGCUUUUGUGGCAAGAUCUGUAAGAACCUCAGAGGCCUGAGGAUCCACCAGGCCAAGAUGGGCUGCACAAGGAGGAAGCAAGUGGAGCAACGCACAGAGCCAGUGCUAAGCACUGACCCUGGUGAGACAGAGAAGGAGCAGGAACCGGAGUCACCCCACAGUGUCCAGAACCUCCAUGCUCUACAUGCUACACCUAGCAAACCAUCAGAACACCGUCGGGUUUUAUGGCCUGCUGCAAACAAGGAGGCAGAGUGGCAGCAGUUUGACGAGGAUAUUGAGGCUACUCUAGAUGCAUCAUGCAGAGGAGAAGUUGAUCAGCGACUGCAGUUGAUGAGUACACUAAUCAACAGCAUCGGUGCAGAGAGAUUUGGCAUCAAAGUACCGAAGGCUCAGAUCAUCGCUAGGCCAAACCGGCGUGAGACCAAGAUCUCCCAGCUCAGGAAAGAGCUGAAGGUCUUACACCGUCAGUAUAAGAGAGCGAGCGAGGAGGAAAAGCCAGCCCUGACAGAGCUCAGGGACAUCCUGAGGCAGAAACUCAUCUCUCUACGGCGGGCUGAGAGGCACAGGAGGAGAGGUAGAGAGAGAGCUCGCAAGCGAAUGGCCUUCAUUGCAAAUCCCUUUAGCUUUACUAAGCAGCUGCUGGGGCAGAAGCGGAGUGGGACCCUGCGAUGCCCAAAGGAGGAGAUCAAUCAGUACCUCAGUGAUAAAUACAGCGACAGCAGGAGAGAGGAGAAUCUGCCCACCUGCAGAGAGUUACCCACACCACCAGAACCCUCUUUCCAGUUUAACAUCAAGGAGCCCACCUUAGCAGAGGUCAGGGACAUCGUACAAACUGCACGUACCAGCGCAGCUCCAGGCCCAAGUGGAGUGCCAUAUAAAGUCUAUAAGUAUUGCCCGAGACUCUUGAAGAGGCUGUGGAGACUCAUCAGGGUAGUAUGGCGGAGGGGGAAGGUUGCCCAGCAAUGGCGUCACGCAGAGGGUGUUUGGAUACCAAAGGAGGAGAACGCGAGUGACAUCACGCAGUUCCGCACCAUCUCUCUGCUCAGUGUGGAAGGCAAAAUCUUUUUCAAGAUUCUUGUCAACGGAUUAUCUGAGUUUCUCAUGAGGAAUUCCUACAUUGACACCUCGGUGCAGAAGGGCGGAGUCCCAGGCAUGCCAGGCUGUUUGGAACACACAGGAGUGAUCACCCAGUUGAUCCGGGAGGCGAGAGAAAAUCGAGGAGACCUAGCAGUCCUCUGGCUUGACCUAGCCGAUGCCUACGGAUCAAUUCCGCACAAGCUGGUGACAACAGCUCUGACGAUACACCACAUUCCUGAGAAGAUCAUAGAACUCAUAAGGGACUACUACAGUAGUUUCAGCCUGAGAUUCACCUCUGGAACAGUAACAUCUGCGGGGCACCGCUUAGAGAAGGGCAUUAUCACAGGCUGCACCAUAUCAGUGGUAUUGUUUGCCCUAGCGAUGAGCAUGCUGGUCAAGGCUGCUGAGGUGGAAUGUAGGGGCCCCCUGUCCAGAUCCGGCAUUCGCCAACCACCAAUCCGAGCCUACAUGGACGAUCUGACUGUCACAUCAACAUCAGUGACAGGGUGCAGGUGGCUCCUCCGCGGUCUGGAAAGGAUUAUGGCAUGGCCAAGAAUGAUGUUCAAGCCAGCCAAGUCCAGAUCCUUGGUUCUGAGAAAGGGGAGAGUGGAGGACAAACACCGUUUUUACGUGGAUGGAAUCACUAUUCCAACAGUGUCAGAGAAGCCCGUGAAGAGCUUAGGGAAGAUCUUCGACAGCACCCUGAAGGACAAGGCAGCAGUGGAGGCAGCCCACAUGGAGCCGAAGACCUGGCUAUCAGCGGUGGACAAGUCCGGUCUUCCGGGGAAGUUCAAGGCAUGGAUAUACCAGCAUGGUAUCCUGCCAAGACUCCUGUGGCCACUACUGAUUUACGAAGUCCCAGUAUCACUUGUGGAGGGCUUUGAACGUAAUAUCAGCCAAUACCUGCAUAGAUGGCUGGGUCUGCCGAAGAGCCUGAGCAGCAUUGCUCUGUAUGGGCACAACAACAAGUUGCAGCUGCCUUUUACUGGCCUGACCGAGGAGUUCAAAGUCACCAGAGCCAGGGAGGUGUUGCUGUACAGAGACUCGGCUGACACCAGAGUCUCUUCCGCUGGCAUCACGGUCAGAACUGGGAGGAAAUGGCAAGCGGAUAAGGCAGUCGACCAGGCAGAGGCGAGACUGAGACAUAGUGUCUUAGUUGGCUCUGUGGCGGUGGGAAGAGCUGGUCUAGGCAGUCACACAAGACCACGCUACGACAAAGCCCAAGGACGAGAGAGACGCCAGAUGGUGCAGGGAGAGAUUCGUGCUGAGGUGGAGGAGGAGCGCCUAAGUAGGACUGUGGCAAUAAGCCAACAAGGAGCCUGGGCCAAUUGGAAUCAUGCAGCUGCCAGGAAAAUCACCUGGACAGAACUAUGGAAGUCUGAACCUGUAAGACUUAAGUUCCUGAUUCAGUCGGUGUAUGAUGUCCUCCCAAGUCCAUCUAACCUUUACACCUGGGGCCUAGCAGAAACACCAACAUGCCCUCUGUGCCCGGCUCAUGGUUCCCUGGAGCACAUCCUGAGUUGCUGCCCUAAAGCACUAGGAGAGGGGAGGUACACGUGGCGCCAUAACCAGGUGCUGAAGGUAGUAGCGGAUACCAUCUGCACUGCAAUCCGGGAGUCUAAACAUCAAGUCCCAGCGAGGCACAACAUCUCCUUUGUUAGGGCAGGGGAGAAACCUCAGGGAGAACGUAAGGCCUCAACUGGACUGCUAGCCACGGCCCGAGAUUGGAAGUUGCAGGAGGACCUAGGGAGGCAGUUAAAGUUCCCAGAGCACAUAGCAAGGACGUCACUGAGGCCAGAUCUGGUCUUAACAUCUGACUCAACAAAGCAAAUCGUGCUAGUGGAGCUUACUGUCCCCUGGGAGGACAGGAUGGAGGAGGCUUUCGAAAGGAAGAAGGCCAAAUAUCUUGAGUUGGUUGAGGCAUGCAGAGGGAGUGGAUGGAGGGCCCGCUGUGAGCCAAUAGAAGUGGGCUGCAGGGGCUUUCAAAGUCAAUCUGUGUAUCGGGCAUUCAGGCUCCUUGGCAUCAGAGGGUUGCGGUGA